This is a messenger RNA of Chrysochloris asiatica (Cape golden mole), 1956 nucleotides long. RefSeq names its product WD repeat domain 46 (gene WDR46). The record is from RefSeq and is a predicted model, not a curated record. Gene Ontology annotation, cellular component: small-subunit processome; nucleolus; 90S preribosome. Gene Ontology annotation, biological process: maturation of SSU-rRNA from tricistronic rRNA transcript (SSU-rRNA, 5.8S rRNA, LSU-rRNA). Gene Ontology annotation, molecular function: protein binding. The transcript is spliced from 15 exons. Bases 42 to 1889 code for a protein of 615 amino acids. Lineage: Eukaryota; Metazoa; Chordata; Mammalia; Afrosoricida; Chrysochloridae.
CUGAGCAGCGUUUGCACGUGGGUCAUCAUCUGGCGGACAGGAUGGAGACUGCCCCUAAACCUGGUGGAGAUGCCCCGCCCAAGAAGAACAAGCUUCGGGCCAAGAGAAAGAAACCUCGGCGAUACUGGGAGGAAGAAGAGACCGCGCCGACAGCUGCCGGAGCCUCCCUAGGACCCCCUCGUAGCAAGAAGAGGAAGCAGGAGUUCCGUCCGCAGAGACCAAAGAACACUUACAUCCAAAAUAAGUCUCGGGUCUCCAAGAAGCCUCAGAUCCCGAAGAAGCCCCGAGAGCGGAGGAAUCCGGAGCCCCAGCGGACUUUGUCCGGAGCCCAGGACCCAUUCCCAGGCCCCGCCCCAGCUCCUGUAGAGGCGGCGCGGAAGUUCCGUCGUAUUGACAAAUCCAAAAAGCUGUUACAUUCUAAGUCCAAAGCCCGAAGUCGACUUGAAGCAGCUGAAGCUGAGGAAGAGGAAGCCAGUUUGAGAGCUGCUCGUUCUGAGCUGCUGCUUGCGGAGGAGCCCGGGUUUUUAGAAGGGGAGGAUGGCGAGGAUACAGCCAAGAUCCGUCAGACUGACAUUGUGGAGGCUGUGGACAUUGCUAGUGCAGCCAAGCACUUUGACUUGAAUCUAAGGCAGUUUGGACCUUACAGGCUGAAUUACUCUCGAACUGGCAGACACCUGGCUUUAGGAGGCCGUCGGGGUCACGUGGCUGCACUUGACUGGGUGACAAAGAAGCUGAUGUGUGAGAUCAACGUCAUGGAGGCUGUUCGGGACAUUCGAUUUCUGCACUCUGAGGCGCUGCUUGCUGUUGCUCAGAACCGCUGGCUUCACAUCUAUGACAACCAAGGCAUUGAACUUCACUGCAUCCGCCGCUGUGACCGCAUCACACAGCUUGAAUUCCUGCCCUUCCACUUCCUCCUGGCCACAGCUUCAGAGACAGGGUUCCUGACCUACCUGGAUGUGUCAGUGGGGAAGAUCGUGACAGCUUUGAAUGCUCGGGCUGGACGCCUUGAUGUCAUGACUCAAAACCCUUACAAUGCCAUCAUCCAUCUUGGACACAGCAAUGGGACUGUGUCUUUAUGGAGUCCAGCUAUGAAGGAGCCACUGGCUAAGAUUCUCUGUCACCGUGGUGGGGUCCGAGCUAUGGCAGUAGAUUCUACAGGCACGUACAUGGCCACCUCUGGCCUGGACCACCAGCUGAAAAUCUUUGACCUACGUGGGACGUUCCAACCUCUGAGCUCUCGGACUCUACCCCAGGGAGCAGGGCACCUGGCCUUUUCCCAGCGGGGACUACUGGCUGCAGGGAUGGGCGAUGUUGUCAACAUAUGGUCAGGGCAGGGCAAGGGCAGCCCACCCUCUCUGGAAAAGCCCUACCUCACCCACCGACUCUCAGGCCACGUGCAUGGCCUUCAGUUCUGCCCCUUUGAAGACGUGCUGGGGGUAGGCCACAACGGGGGCAUCACCAGCAUGCUGGUCCCUGGGGCUGCUGAGCCCAAUUUUGAUGGCCUGGAGAACAACCCGUACAGGAGCCGGAAGCAGCGCCAGGAGUGGGAGGUGAAGGCCCUGCUGGAGAAGGUACCUGCUGAGCUCAUUUGUCUGGACCCAAGGGCCCUGGCGGAGGUGGAUGUCAUCACUUUGGAACAGGAAAAGAAGGAGCGGAUAGAGAGGCUGGGAUACGACCCUGAGGCUAAGGCUCCCUUCCACCCAAAGCCAAAGCAGAAGGGCCGCAGCUCCACAGCCAGCCUGGUGAAAAGGAAGAGGAAAGUCAUGGAUGAGGAGCACAGGGACAAGGUCCGGCAGAGCCUCAAGCAAAAGCAGCAACAGAAAGAGGACGGGAAGAAGCCCAAACCCACAGGGACCCGGUCAUCUGCCCUGGACAGAUUUAUGCACUAAGCCGGGCCCCAGGGUGGCUUGGAACAAGUUUCUCCCUAAGAUCCUCUUUGGGGAAGUGACUAUUUCC